AUGUAGAAAAAAAGAGAAACAACUUAUAAAUUUGCAACUGAAAAAUUCAUGAAUAAACUCGAUACACCAAAUUUGAUUUCGAAAAUUUAUGAAAUAGCUCGAUCAAAACUAAUUCUACUUCAUGAAUAACAAUAAAAACUAUUUAAUAAUUUACCUAAACCUAUUUUUCCUGAAGAUAUGUUUGAGAUGAUUUCUAAAAAAAAUAAAAGUAGUUGA
Paramecium sonneborni is the source of this 216-nucleotide messenger RNA. The record is from the annotation of a GenBank genome assembly. Lineage: Eukaryota; Ciliophora; Oligohymenophorea; Peniculida; Parameciidae.